UCCUGCCUGGCAUUAUAUUCAAGUUCUUCAAUGAAACGGGUGUUCAUAUAGCUACACGUGUAGACCGGCCGCUUGCCUGUCCCCUGGGAUUCUAAAACCAAGGCUGGAGGGAGUAACUGCAGGUAGAUAUCCGUCGUGAGGGAAAUCAGAGUCGAAGCUUUGAAGAACAGCUAAAAUAUGGCGAAACCUUUCACCCCAGAGGCGAGGGAGAAGCUAUAUGAGGCCUACCAAGAUGUGAGGGACGAUAAAUCCGAGACAAGAUGGUGCGUUGCUGGGUACCCAGACAAUGGCAAACUCAUCGACAUAACAGCAACCGGCGUGGACUAUCAGGAGUUUCUGGAAUUAAUGCAAGACGACGAACGGAUAUAUGGUUUCGUACGGUACGAAACGGGCGACGAGAUGAGUAAGCGAGCCAAGUUUGCUUUCAUCACGUGGAUAGGGCCAGCCGUAUCCUCUCUCCAGAGGGCCCGAGUAAGCACCGACAAGGCGUUCAUAAAGGACAUUUUCACCAAUUUCGGAGUCGAAGUUUUGGCGGACGAUCGCCACGAUCUGCAAGAGGACGGUGUCAAGGAUCGGCUUGUCAAGGCAGGCGGGGCUAACUACGGAACUGGACGGUAGAGGCUCUCACGCGAGAUUGUGCCAGACACUUCCCGAUUCAGGGAACUAUUUUUAAUGCAGAAAAAACAAGAAAAUAGACUAACAGUAUAUCAGUGGGG
This is a messenger RNA of Acanthaster planci (crown-of-thorns starfish), 716 nucleotides long. RefSeq names its product coactosin-like protein. Lineage: Eukaryota; Metazoa; Echinodermata; Asteroidea; Valvatida; Acanthasteridae. Gene Ontology annotation, molecular function: actin filament binding. Gene Ontology annotation, cellular component: actin filament; site of polarized growth; cortical actin cytoskeleton. Gene Ontology annotation, biological process: regulation of actin filament polymerization. The record is from RefSeq and is a predicted model, not a curated record.